Molecule: messenger RNA, 1715 nt
Organism: Sander lucioperca (pikeperch)
Lineage: Eukaryota; Metazoa; Chordata; Actinopteri; Perciformes; Percidae
Gene: capza1a
Product: capping actin protein of muscle Z-line subunit alpha 1a
Exons: 10
Coding region: 93-950 (285 amino acids)
Biological process (GO): barbed-end actin filament capping; actin cytoskeleton organization
Cellular component (GO): actin cortical patch; F-actin capping protein complex
Molecular function (GO): actin filament binding
Source: RefSeq, a predicted model, not a curated record
GUUUGCCUUGUUGGGCGUCUGGUUGAGCUGGGAGGAGUUACACAUACCUGGCAACACCGAGAGUCGCUUUGUUAACACUUCAGUGAGCCAAGAUGGCAGAUUUCGAAGAGCUCAGCAAUGAAGAGAAGGUCCGUAUUGCAGCUAAUUUUGUGAUACACUCUCCUCCUGGAGAGUUCAAUGAAGUCUUCAAUGAUGUGCGAAUACUGCUCAACAAUGAUAACCUUCUCAGAGAGGGCGCGGCUCAUGCCUUUGCCCAGUACAACAUGGAUCAGUUCACCCUUGCCAAAAUUGAUGGAUAUGAAGAUCAGGUUCUGAUAACAGAGCAUGGAGACCUGGGUAAUGGCCGCUUUUUUGACCCUCACAACAAGAUUUCCUUCAAAUUUGACCACCUGAGAAAGGAAGCCAGCGACCCCAAGCCCCAUGAGGGCGAGGCAGCCCUCAGGUCAUGGAGAGAUGCCUGUGAUUCUGCCCUGAGGGCCUACGUCAAGGAGCAUUACCCCAGUGGAGUUUGCACUGUUUAUGGGAAAACAAUUGAUGGCCAGCAGACCAUUAUCGCUUGUAUUGAGAGUCAUCAAUUUGAGCCUAAAAACUUCUGGAACGGUCGCUGCCGGUCUGAAUGGAAGUUCAGUGUCUCGCAAUCUACAGCACAGGUGGUUGGAGUCUUGAAAAUACAGGUACAUUAUUAUGAGGAUGGAAAUGUGCAACUGGUGAGCCAUAAAGAUGUACAGGAAGCACUGAUUGUGUCUAAUGAGAGCCAGACUGCAAAGGACCUUGUGAAAAUUAUUGAGGAUGCAGAGAAUGAAUACCAGGUGGCCAUCAGUGAGAACUAUCAGACCAUGUCGGACACCACGUUCAAAGCCUUACGCAGACAGCUCCCAGUCACCCGCACCAAGAUUGACUGGAAUAAAAUCCUCAGCUACAAGAUUGGCAAGGAGAUGCAGAAUUCUUAGAGAACAGAGGCUGUUACGACAAACAAAUCGGGGAGAAGCCGAUGCUCGCGCUAACACGUGUGAUGCAACGUAACGUACUGUAUGUCCUUCUAAAAGAGACAUUUGUUUGGGGUUUUUACAGAGAAUGACAGUUUCCGUUAUGCACUACGAGGGGAUGCCUUCAAUUGACAAUGACAUUGAGUGAUGUAACUGUCGCUCAUUUGCAAACAUAUUAUUUUUUAACAAAUAAUGCCUUUAGUAACACUGUGAGAGCUUGGGUCAUCCCUGCUAUUCAAAUUCUCAGUCGCAUGUUAAACCCACAGUUUCUGAUCCCUCAGUGCUUUAAAAUGGACACAUCCUCACAAAACCCCUUGACUUUUAUGUAGCAACUAAUUUACACUCUCUAUAUAACAUAACUGAUAUUCUUUAAGAGCUUUCAAUACCUCCUAUAGUUUUUUAUUAACAGAGGGCAAAUACUAUAUGCAAUUCGAUGACUGAGAGACACAAUCUGUUUAUAUGUAUGCAUCCCUCUUGACCCAGGGUUGUAGCCAAAGCAUAAAUGUUUUUUCUUUUCCCAUUCACGUUUUGUCUUCCCUCUUGAAGUUUAGUUCUUCCACUUUUCUUUGUUGUUGAGAGACAUUUCCGGUGAUAAUUCUUCUUUACCCCCCUGGACUGAUAAAGUAUUGAUGUGCCCGCUCUUUGCCUUUAGCUUUUGCUAUAUUUUUUAUACAAACUGUAAGUACAUUUAUUAUUCAUGAAAUAAAACUGUGAUCUUCAAGCAAUGGU